Molecule: messenger RNA, 1576 nt
Organism: Telopea speciosissima
Lineage: Eukaryota; Viridiplantae; Streptophyta; Magnoliopsida; Proteales; Proteaceae
Product: cytochrome P450 81Q32-like
Exons: 2
Coding region: 26-1564 (512 amino acids)
Molecular function (GO): heme binding; iron ion binding; monooxygenase activity
Source: RefSeq, a predicted model, not a curated record
UCUUAGAUUUUACUUCUAAACUUCCAUGGAGAGUCAACAUUUCUACUACUCCCUACUCUUGCUAGCUAUCUUUCUCCUCUCCAAACAUUUCCUCUAUAGGACCAAAAAUCUUCCACCUAGUGGUCCUCUAAGCUUACCCAUCAUCGGCCAUCUCUACCUCUUCAAACAACCACUGCAUCAAACCCUAGCAAACAUUUCUGUCCAAUUCGGCUCCGUCUUACUACUCCGAUUUGGUUCUCGCCGUAUCCUCCUUGUCUCCUCGCCGGCGGUGGCAGAAGAAUGCCUUUCAACCAAUGACAUUAUCUUUGCCAACCGACCUCGUCUCCUCGCCGGAAAACACCUUGGUUACAAUUACACCAGCCUAGUUUGGGCUCCUUAUGGCCCUCACUGGCGCAACCUUAGACGCAUGGUUAGUCUUCAAAUCUUCUCUUCAAAUCGUCUCCAAAUGUUCUCUAGCAUUCGAGCCAAUGAACUAAAAUUCCUAAUAAGAAAGCUUAUAGGAGAUUCAUGUGAAAGAGUUGAAUUGAAAUCGAAAUUUUUCGAGUUAACCCUUAAUGUUAUGAUGAUGAUGAUAGCUGGAAAAAGGUAUUAUGGAAGUAAUGAAGAGGAAAUAGAGGAAGCAAGGCAGUUUAGAGAGAUUGUUAAAGAAACUUUUGCUUUGGCUGGUGCUUCUAAUAUUGGAGAUUUUUUACCAGUUUUGAGAUGGAUUGGAUUUAAGGGAUUAGAGAAGAGAUUGAUGAGAUUACAGCAAAAGAGAGAUGGGUUUAUGCAAGGAUUGAUUAAACAGCAAAGGAUGGAAAGAAUGAGUUCUUCUUCUUCUUCUUCUUCUUCUUCAGAUGGCUUUGGACAGAGAAAGAAGAGUUUAAUAGAUGUUUUGCUAUCACUGCAAGAAACUGAACCAGAGUAUUAUACUGAUGAGAUCAUCAUAGGCAUCAUAUUGGUAUUGCUAGCAGCUGGAACUAGUACUACAGCAGAAACCAUGGAAUGGGCAAUGUCACUUCUACUAAACCAUCCAGAAGUCCUCAAGAAGGCGCAAACGGAGAUCGAUAUCCACGUGGGACAAAAUCGACUACUUGAUGAAUCCGAUUUGGCUAAUCUUCCAUACCUCCAUUGCAUCAUCAAUGAAACACUUAGAAUGUACCCAGCAGGCCCUCUAUUAGAACCUCAUGAAUCCUCAAAAGAGUGUACUGUAGGAGGUUUUACAAUCCCACGUGGCACGAUGCUAUUGGUGAAUGCAUGGGCCAUACAAAAUGACCCCAAGAUAUGGGUGGAACCUACAAAGUUCAAACCAGAAAGGAUGGAAGGAAUUGAAGGGCAAAGGGAUGGGUUCAAGCUUAUGCCUUUUGGUUCAGGUAGGAGGGGUUGCCCUGGUGAGGGUGUGGCCAUGCGUUUGAUUGGGUUGGCUUUGGGCUCAUUGAUUCAAUGCUUUGAGUGGGAGAGCGUUGGAGAAGAAAUGGUGGACAUGGAAGAAGGAACAGUGGGGCUCACCUUGCCCAAAGCUCACCCCUUGGAAGCUAAAUGUAAACCACGCCCAGCCAUGUUGAACAUCCUUUCUCAACUUUGAUGACUUUUCACA